CGCUUCCUUCCAGUGAGUCGGAAACCCGCAGAGACAGCGAGAUAGAGCGAGAGAGAGAGAGAGAGAGAGAGAGAGAGUCCUGCCUGACUCCUGAGAUCCCCUCCUCCUCUCUUCGUCAUCAUAUCACCUGAAAAAUCUUCCCUUUUCUGCUCUGCUGUAGUUCUUUGCUCAUCGAUCAUCAAUGGGUCUCCUCGAAGCUAUCCUCAAUUGGCUUCGCAGCCUCUUCUUCAAGCAGGAGAUGGAGCUGUCCUUGAUUGGACUUCAAAAUGCCGGGAAGACUUCGCUAGUCAAUGUUGUUGCAACUGGUGGAUACAGCGAGGACAUGAUCCCCACUGUUGGGUUCAACAUGAGAAAGGUGACAAAAGGAAAUGUCACGAUAAAGCUUUGGGAUCUCGGCGGUCAACCUAGGUUCCGCACCAUGUGGGAGCGAUAUUGCCGAGCAGUGUCUGCUAUCGUAUAUGUGGUAGAUGCUGCCGACCCUGAUAACCUGAACAUCUCAAAAAGCGAGCUCCACGACUUGCUGAGCAAACCUUCGCUGAGUGGCAUUCCUCUACUUGUUCUGGGAAACAAGAUUGACAAGCCUGGAGCACUUUCUAAACAGGCAUUCACCGAUCAAAUGGGAUUGAAGUCGAUUACCGACAGGGAAGUAUGCUGCUUCAUGAUAUCAUGCAAGAAUUCGACCAACAUCGACUCAGUUAUCGAUUGGCUUGUGAAGCACUCAAAGUCAAAAAGCUGAAGAAAGAUUGGCUUGUAAAGCACUCAAAGUCAAAAGGCUGAGGAAACAUUUGCGGCUUCCGUUGUGUUGUAUGGGCUUUUGGGUUCUGAGAAAACAUCAUGGUUUCAUGGGUAGUGCAGUUUUUUCUUCGUUUAACUUCUGUCACCUAUUAUCUGAUUUUCGUUCGUCCGGUUUGCUCAAUGUAUAUCGAGAAUGAGGGUGUCAGCUGUGUGAUUUUUCCGCGAGAAGAUUUCAUAUUAACAAACAUCAAUUCGGUAAUUUAUUAUAAUGUAAAGAAUGGUUGAAAGAGUGGGAAGCUGCUACUUACUGUUGCUGUGA
This is a messenger RNA of Punica granatum (pomegranate), 1054 nucleotides long. The record is from RefSeq and is a predicted model, not a curated record. Lineage: Eukaryota; Viridiplantae; Streptophyta; Magnoliopsida; Myrtales; Lythraceae.